This is a messenger RNA of Vigna umbellata (rice bean), 1105 nucleotides long. Its product is annotated as gibberellin 3-beta-dioxygenase 1-like. Lineage: Eukaryota; Viridiplantae; Streptophyta; Magnoliopsida; Fabales; Fabaceae. The record is from RefSeq and is a predicted model, not a curated record.
UCUCUACUAUCUGAUCUGAUUUGGAGUUUGAGCUCAAUGAAAAUGAGUACUCUGAAUGAAGCAUACCAAGAACACCCUCUUACCCUUGGUGAUAUCAUCCCCAUAGACUUUUCUUCUUCCUUGAGUUUACCCGAUUCCCACACAUGGUCUCAAUCCAUUGAUGAUGAUGAUGUUUUCUCAUUGAAAGAUGCUGGAUCAUCACCCAUGCCCACCAUAGACCUCAUGGAUCCCAAUGCCAAGAAACUCAUAAUCCUUGCAUGUGAGAAAUGGGGUGGCUUCCAUUUGAAGAAUCAUGGAAUACCCUUUGCUGUCAUUCAAGGUGCGGAAGAUGAACUCCAACGCCUCUUCUCUCUCCCACCUCAACAAAAGAUGAAGGCUCUCAGAUCCCCCGGUGGUGCCACUGGAUAUGGCAUCCCAAGGAUUUCACCUUUCUUCUCCAAGUUCAUGUGGCACGAAGGAUUCACCAUCAUCGGUUCUCCCUCUCACGAUGUAAAAAAGUUAUGGCCCAAUGAUUAUCAACAAUUUUGUGACAAAAUGGAGAACUAUAAGAAGGAAAUGAAUACUUUAGCGGAGAGUCUGACAGAAAUGGUGUUCGACGUGUUGGAGAUUUCUGAGGAAAAAAGGAAGUGGAUGGCUGCAAGCGACCUGAGAAUGGCUCUGCAGUUGAAUUUCUACCCAAGCUGUCCCGAACCGAACCGAGCCAUGGGUUUGGCUCCUCACACUGACACUUCUAUCUUCACAGUUGUUCAUGUUAAAGAAAGUGGUCUUCAACUCAUGAAGGAAGGAAAGUGGAUCAAUGUGCAGCCUCCGCCCGACACUCUCCUUGUUCACGCCGGCGAUCUUCUGCACAUGAUGUCCAAUGGACGCUUCUGCAGCCCACUUCAUCGCGUUGUGCCGACUGUGAGCAAGAAACGUUGCUCCAUUGCUUAUUUCUACUCUCCACCCACAGAUUAUGUGGUGUCUCCAUCGGUGACCGGAGAUCUUGAUGCUGCUCGUUUUCGUGAUGUGACUGUGAUGGAGUAUAUUGGGAUCAAGGCUGAGAAAUUUGGAGAGUCCCUCUCUGUCGUUAGCAUUUGAAAUGUGUUUCUUUAAUUUAUCUUUGUCU